Molecule: messenger RNA, 1101 nt
Organism: Paramecium sonneborni
Lineage: Eukaryota; Ciliophora; Oligohymenophorea; Peniculida; Parameciidae
Source: the annotation of a GenBank genome assembly
AUGAUUUAAGAUUUUUAAGUUUUAUAAUAAUAAGGAAAAAUGAUUAAUCAAUUUGGGUUAAGUUAGCAAAUUAUUGCUUAUUAAUCCUUAAAUUGUAAGGUUGAAGAACUUUAAUAAGUUUAAAAAAGACUUAAAAAUUUAAUUGAUGAAACAAAUAAAUCUAUUGAAUUAAUUGAUAUCAAAUUUAUUGAUGAAAAUCAUAGAUAAAUAAUUGAAUUAGCCAAUAAUUUAGAUGAUUACUAAGAUAAAUUUUAAUAUCUAUCUAAAAAUUAAAAAUAUCAAAAUAAAAUAGAUCAAUUGUUAUUUGAAAUAAAAAAUGAUUUUUAAUAAGUAAAUUGUUUGAUUUAAUUAUUUAAUAAAGGUGUGUUUUAAAAUUAUCAAUAGUUUAAUCAAAUAAUUGAUUCAAUUAAUCAAGAUUUAUAUGAAUUUUAAAAAAAAUAGAAUUAAUUGCAAGAAUAAAUUUAUGAAGAUUAAUAAAUUGAAUAACAACAUGUGGAAAGAAAAAAACAAUUAACAAAUACUGAAGGAUAAUUAAAUGAAUUUAUAGUUAAAAUGAAUAAGUUUUAAACUUAAAUAAAUAAUUUAAUUAACAAUGAAUAUUGUAACAAUGAAUUUACUAAGAUAAUGAAUAAAUAAAAAAAAAUUGAUUAAAAUAUGAAUUAAAUUUAAGAAUAAUUCAAAAAUUUUACAGAAUUUAAUUAACUUACAUCCUAAGAGAUUAAAAUCAAAUGUUAUAUUUGGAAUUCUUUUAAGAGAAAUUUAAAAAAUAAUUUGAAGAUUAAUAGGAACAAGUUAAUUAACUUUAAUAAAUAGUUUAAAACAUAAGAGUUGAAAACAAAAGCGGAAUAGAAAAAGAAUUUUUACAAUUAAUUAAUCAAUUAUAAGAAAAAUUUAUGCAAUUUUCAAAGGAACUUUAAAAAGUUAAUAUUGAUUAAGAUAAAAUUCAAAAUCUAAAAGAAAUUAAGAAAAAAGAGAAAAUUUGUAUAAUCAAUUGGUUUAGGAAGUAGAAACCUUAAAAUAAUAUUCAUAAAUUAAUAAAUCUAAUUAGAAGUUAUUUAAUCAAACAAUAAAGCAUUUUCAAUACAAAAAAGAAAAAUUUGA